AUGCAAAUGCAUGCGCAAAGAUCAGCCCAAAGGAAAAGAUCAAGAUAUAAAUUGCUUAUUCAGACGGUAAAAAGAUGCACGAAAAAACUCAUCUCCUUUCCUAAAAGUGCGUACAGAAAGGUAAAAAGCGGCCUGCUAUUUGCCCGGAGGAAGGCGUCCAAGCUGUUCAGAAGGUCGAAGAAAAAAGGCCCAUCUGCCGGCAGCGGUGUGCCUGCAAGCAUGCGCGCUUUGAGCACGUCAGCGCCUUCUUCCCGCAUGCAUGCAAUCAGCAGCACAAUAACCAAGCCCAUAGAGACCGAUCAGGGAAAGCCUCUGAUAUUCGACGAGUCCUCAGACAUCAUCACAGGCGCAUGCGAGUACAUUUGCGCUGUCGAGGCAAUCAUACGAGAGUUCAGCACAGGGCAAAUAGACGCUCGUGUCCCCCUCGCUCUACUCAGCCACAUGCGAGCAAGCGGCAUGGAAGUCGCCAGCGACCUGUCUGACGCCGAGAGGCGCUGCCAAAAAAGAGCAGAAGGCCAGAAAGGCGCAGGCGCCUCCCGAAAAAUGCCCAGCAACAAAAUCGCGCGGACCCAAGUCUGCAGCGAGCUGGAGCCCAACCUCGUGAUGAAGCGCUUUUUCACAAAAACCAUUGCCCUCAGAAAGAGCUACAUGUCCAUGCACAAAACAGUGGUGGAUGCUCUGGCCAUGCGGUCCCCGUGUGGCACACACACAGCAGAAGAUGCUGCCCUCUUUUGUGCUGCCAUGAGACAGGUCAAGGCGCAUGUGCUGGACAGCAUCUGCAGAGUAAACAAGGCCUGUCCUGUUUUCAUGCAUACGUACAAGAGACAAGGCUAG
Molecule: messenger RNA, 834 nt
Organism: Nematocida major
Lineage: Eukaryota; Fungi; Microsporidia
Exons: 1
Coding region: 1-834 (277 amino acids)
Source: RefSeq, a predicted model, not a curated record